This is a messenger RNA of Cuculus canorus (common cuckoo), 5652 nucleotides long. It is a transcript of the gene PCGF6, whose product is annotated as polycomb group ring finger 6. Gene Ontology annotation, cellular component: PRC1 complex. Lineage: Eukaryota; Metazoa; Chordata; Aves; Cuculiformes; Cuculidae. Gene Ontology annotation, biological process: regulation of transcription by RNA polymerase II. Bases 44 to 991 code for a protein of 315 amino acids. The transcript is spliced from 10 exons. The record is from RefSeq and is a predicted model, not a curated record.
UGUGGUCCCGCGUCUGCCCCGGUGCCCGCCUUCCCCCUAAGCCAUGGACACGGAGGUGGAUGUCGGCUCCGCGGUCUCGGGGCUGUCAGGCGGGGAGGGGGCCGGUGCGGGGCCGGCCGAGGAGGACCAGGAGAUGGAGGGGGCUCCCGGUUGCUCGGGGUCGCGUUCCAUCCCCUUCGAGUUCGAGCGGAGCCGCUCGGAGUCCAGCGGCGAUGAGGACGAUGAGGAAGACGACGAGGAAGAAGAGAUGGAAGAGGAGGAGGACGAGGAUCUCGACGGGGACGCGGGGGCUCGGUUCGGCACGGAUGACGGGGACCUGGACUCGAACGAGGACCGGGAGCGUAUGAUAAACCUCGCAGAGUUGACCCCUUACAUCCUGUGUUCCAUCUGCAAAGGUUACUUUAUUGAUGCUACAACUAUUACAGAAUGUCUGCACACCUUUUGCAAAAGCUGCAUAGUGAGACACUUCUACUAUAGCAACAGAUGUCCAAAAUGCAAUAUCGUUGUACAUCAGACACAGCCUCUUUAUAACAUCAGACUGGACCGGCAACUGCAAGACAUAGUCUAUAAAUUGGUUGUCAAUUUGGAGGAAAGAGAGAAAAAACAAAUGCAUGACUUCUAUAAAGAAAGAGGAUUAGAAGUGCCCAAACCAGCUGCCCCACAGCCAGUUCCAGCAAGCAGAGGAAGACCUCGGAAAGUUCUGGGCUCCAUGUUCCGGAUCCCACCAGAACUUGACAUCUCCAUACUUCUGGAGUUUAUUGGAGCUAACGAAGGCACAGGGAAUUUUAAGCCUUUGGAAAAGAAGUUUGUACGUGUUUCAGCGGAGGCAACAAUUGGGCAUGUGGAGAAAUUCCUCAGAAGAAAAAUGGAUCUUCACCCUGCUUGUCAGGUAGACAUAAUAUGUGGUGAUCACCUUCUAGAACACUACCAGACACUGAGAGAAAUUCGGCAAGCCAUAGGAGAGAGUGCAGUACAGAAAUCAAAGGACUGAAGCAUCCCAAGUAAGGCUGGCCUUGUGACUGGGUCAGGGGAGUAAACAUGCUUAUAAAAGCACAAAUCAAAGAUACGGAGAGUAACAAAUGCAAUUAAUACGCUUGAUGCACAUUGUACUGGUCACAGCAUGAGUGUAUAACCAAGUAUUUCUUGUUGAUAACUUUGUCUUCAGUGCUGUUGGCUCUGCAAAUAAGAAAGCAUUUUUAUUUCCUUGGGGAGUCUUUUGAAGCAUCUUGGUAGUGGGAAGGGUCACAAUGUUUUAGAGGUGCAGCAAAACAGCGGCAUAGUCUGCCCAGUGCACAGUAGGUGUAAAAUCAUCAUGUAUGAUGAACUGUAUAUUAAUCUAAACUUGGAAGUCUGAAAAGUUAAUGUUUAAUACAGUGAGAAGAAACAGGGUUUUUGUUGUUAUUUUGUUUGAAAAGCAAUCUAAGCAGAUGGCAGAAAGGCUAAAAUAGUAGCAGAUUCAGUCUUCUUGACUUGUUUAUGCACACACAAGCUCAAUCCUUUACAUUUAAAUUUCCCUACAAGAGGGCUUCUGUGUCAACGGCAAGGAGUGGAAAGCUGAUCUUGAGCUGUCUUGGAUGCUGCAUCAACUGUACCUGAUUUGAGUAACUAAGAGGGAUCCCGCAGUCAGGGCAGUCACGUGUGGCUCAUGCUGCAGUGUUGGCAGACAUUAAAAGUCUUUUGAGGCUUGUGUUGAGUACCUCAGUUUCUGCAUUUGAAGGGAAUAAAUGCCAUACUUGAUGUCUUAGCUGUUUAUAUAAUAAUAUGAAGGGAAGAAAAGAGAAUGUAACCUAACCUGAUUUGGGGAGCAAGGAAUAGAAACCAGGAGGAAGCCUGCACUGGUAACAAACCUGCUUCUAACAUAAUGAAUUUAUGUAAGUAAAUGUAAGCAAUUAGCACAGUGAUGGAAGUGUCCUGUACUAAAAGCUUCAGUAAAUAGCAGGGGGGUGAUUUAUCUCUCAGUCCAGGGGUGUAGUCACAUGUAUGUGCAUUUAGACUUCAUCUUAGUACAAGAGCUUUUCAUAAAUGAAGAAUGCUCUUGAGGCAGCACUUCAAAACAACCUGCAUAGGUUUUGUUGCUUGUCAGAAAUGGAUCUGCUUAGCUGGAGUUUUGUGGGUUUUAUUCUUGUCAGAAUUGGGUCUGCCUGAUUCAUUUUCAGUGGUGAAGUGUCAUUCAGCAGCUCCACAAAGACAACAGUCAUCUUGGGAUAUGUUCUCCAAUGAUAUUUCUAUUCUCAGUAUUAUAAAAUCAGUAUGCAAGUGGUGAUUUCUCACAAGCCUGCUCUUCUGGGUAAAUAGAAGAUCUUUGCUUUUUGUCAAGUCUUGUGCUUUCAUAGUCAUUUUUGCCAAGAAGUUUGAAAGAUCAUCCUUAAUUUUUCUUCAUUUUGUUACAAAACCUCCUAGGAUGCCCAAUAGUUACAGUAGAAAUGCUAAAAAUAACCAUGAUUGCUUCUUUUUUUUUAAAUACAUGCAAAAUCUUGAAAAUUAUGACAUUGUCAUUUUUUAUAAUCUCACAUUGUAUUAUUUGGCAGAAAUAGAGGAUGCAUUUCUAGAAUUAAAAAAUCUUGGGAAAUGUUUUUAGAUAAUUACCGAGGAAAAAAAAGCAUAGGUCAAAUCUUAAAAUGGAAUGGGUUGUUUUGUUUUCACCAAGACCUGAAAUUCAAUGAGGGACAUGACUCUCUUGGCCCAGUGAGACUACAAAUAUGGAGGACUGUUUGAUAGAUUUUGCAUUAAGUUCCAAGGGCAUCUUGUGCCAUCGUAACCUUCCAGCCUUUUCGAGCCAGUGUUGGAGUCUGGAAUGCCCCAACAGCUCUCACCAGGAUGCUGAAACAGUCUUCAAAAACCUGCCGUUCUCAUUUACCCAUUCCUAAAGUUCAUUGUAGAUUCAUCAUGCUAGGAAAAUAACUACUUCAGUAGCUACUUAUGCAAUGCAGAGUAAUUUAAAGGCAUAGACACCGGUAUAUUUAUUUAGAUGGGUGCAAUCGCUGUUAGAGGAAAAAAAUAACUGCCCUUCUGAAUCACGUAUUUCACGUGCAAAUUCGUUCACGUCAGCAGUUAUUCUUCUUGCUGAGAAAAAUGAUUUUAUGAAUGCAGAGAUGUUUCUCUUUGCCAAAGACAUUAAUUUUAACAUCCCUUACUUGGCAGCAUUUACAUUGGAAGUUCUUCCAAUGCAAUGUAACAUCACAUAUGUUGUGUGGAAUUUUAUUUCUGGAGCAUAAUCACUAUACUUUUUUACAGGCUUUUACUCCUCCUAAUUGGUUCUUAAAUGCUCAGGAGUGUUUUGUGAAGAUCUUGGGUGUUGAAGCACUGGUAACACAGGAAUAACAGGGAUUUUUUUCAUACCUGUCCCUUGAAGUUAAGAUUGAUUGGCAUUUACCCUACACUAGGCCCUCAUUUGUCAUCAUAAGCAUCCUUUAAACAAAAGCAAAGCUGCAUGAGAGUUGCAGUGCAUGUUUGCUGUUGGUCUGAAGCUAUUUGUAUUACCUGUAGCUGUCAAGUUAGGGAAUGUUUACUUGCUGUAGCCUGAGCAUAGUCCUUUCUAUAGGUAUUUUAAUGUGCUGUCCUGCUUUUCCAGCAUGACCCUUCUGGUUGUUUUUGAUGGUUCUUAUUAAAUAAUUCUUUAAUCCACUUUUCUCAGUGCCUGCAUUUUAAUCCUUUUUUUGGAUCUUUAGUCUUGAUCUUAGGAAUGACCUCAUCGUUCCCGUGAUGCAAAGCUUUUGGUUUUGAAUUUCCGUAGAUUUGAUUUGGAGUGGCCAGAAGAUUGUAGGUAUAAAAGCGACAGACCAAGUUCAUAGAAGAAAAGUCAUCAGAAGACACUUGAUACAAAGCUGCUUUGACUUCGGGCUUAGGAAUUUCCUGAGAAAGACUUUUGAAAUUGGAAAAAUCUAUAGGGAGGUAGCAUACUUGUCCUUUUAGUGUAUUUUUAUCUGGACCUUCACCAUACAGCUAAGUGGCCCUUUGAUCUGCUCUGGUAUGGCCUUUCUUAGGACCUUUCAUGAUUAAUUACUUUUUUUUAAUUGGCUUCUUUUUGGUGCCCUCUUUUCCUGACUUAGAAUAUUAAUCUCUUUAAGUAAAAGGCAAAAUAUGCAGCUAGAAGCAGAGUUUCAGGUCUUACUAAGUGAGUAUGUUGGCUGAAUUGAUCUAAGUAUUGUUGCAGAUCUGUUCCCUUUUGUUAUGAAUCUGCUUUCUUUCACCAUCACAUUUGAAAAUUCCAGUAGCUCUUCCACUUCCUUUUUCCCUUGAAAAUAACGUAUUAUGCUUUUUUCCUCCCAGCUUUGUUUCCAGUAGCACUAUUUAGCAGCCAGACAAAGUUAAAGAAACUAACGGUAGAAGAGAGAUUAAAAUAAUUAUACGCAGCAGUAAUUAUGGUGGUUUUCUGCUGAAAGAGCUUUGUGGCACUAGAAGCAAAACGAGGCUAUUUUUCUAAUAAGAGGUCAUCUUCCAGACAGAAUGUAGAGGUGUCAAUAGGCACUGUCUGAAAAGAAUUCCCAAGGGAAGAAAAAGCGUGUGUCAUGGAGGCGUGAAAAAGCACGUUCUGUCCUCUUGAGUCUUGUUGAGAUCAAUUUCUUAAUCCUAAAUUUCCUCAAAUGCAAAAUGUCUCAGAUUAUUUUGACUACUUGAGGCUACACCAACUGGUCAAAAGCAUUUUUACAUAGAUAACAAAUUAUUGUUUUAAAUAUAUAUAUUCUCCCAAAAUACUGUAUUUAGACUAAAAUGGUAAUUUCCAUUUUUACUGUAUUAUAAUUCAGAACCUGUAAAGGGGCAAAGGUCUUGUUACUGGGUUUUUUUGUAAUGAACUUUUUAAUUAAAAAUAUAGGUUGUUGGUUUUUUUUUAAUGUGCGAGUAUACUCCCUCACAGAGGACUGUGUAACUCCCCAGGGACGUUUAUCUUAGGUCCUAUGUGUUAAUAGGCAAAAACAUCAAAAGCAAAAUAUGGUAGAAGUUCUCAUAUGUCAGUUGUGAUUAAUGCAGUUUUCUCUUCAAAAGAAAAUUUCUGUUAAAGCCUGUUCAUAUAAACAGGCCUAAUGCAGCCUAGUGGAUUGAUGGUGGAAGCAGCCUAAGUGCUAAACCUGUCACCAACUGUGUGUGAAUUAAGUGACGUAAGUAAGACUAAUGAGUCAGGCAGUGCCCUGUUUUGCAAGUGAAAUGCUUUUUUAUGAUGUGGAGUGGUCUCAGAAGAGGCGAAACAUGACUUAAUAAACUAAUAGUUGCGGGGUUUUAAUCUCUUGUAUUCUUUACUUAAUAAACGUAUAGUAGUAGUCUGGGCUUUUCAAGUGCAGCUUUUGUCAACGCCUUCUAGAACUACUUAAUUACAUUAUUUUUUUCUGCCCCGCAGUAUCAGCUGGAAAUCAACUUGAGUUGUAAAUGAGAGCCUGUCGUAUGAAGAUAAUUCCGUUAUAACUUAAAAAUAAAAGACAAGUAUCAGGUGUUGCUUUGGGUUUUUUUAAACACACUUUUCCAUCUCAAAGAGGGAAGGGGAAUGUUUUUUUGCCUUGAUAUCAGAACUUGUGUUCAGAUACAGAAGGGACAUGGUAUAAAAUGAUGAGAGAGAUCAAAGCUGAGCUUCUGCCAGGCAGUGACUGUCAUACCAGGCAGUGAUGGAAAUGCCUUGUGCAGAAGGUGGUGUGGUAUGAUGAUACAGUUUCUUUCUCUUCU